UUUUCUUCCGCUAGAAUGUGCGCUGGCGCUGGUCUGUGCAGGCUAUUUUGUUAACGUUAGUUAUUUUAUUUUCUUGAAUUUAACUGAAUUUGAUGUUGCAGCUGUCAAUAGGUAUUUUCUUCAGUGUAAGACCACGAGGAUCUUGUUCAUUGAGGCUUUGAAAACGGGAAGGUUUACAAAGGAAACUACAGUGCAGCGUUAGCUGUCCAGUUGGGUAGUGCUAGGUAGGUAACGUUCAGUCCUACUAACAGUCUCUUGUUAUCGUUCAUCUAUCGACACAACGUUUAGCACCAUUUUAUCUGAAAUGCUGAUAUUGCGCCCCGACAUGAACAUUUUGACUGCAUUUUACAUUGUGUUUAUCCGGAUCUGUUGAACACCAUCUCAGCAACGCACUGCUAGCUGGCUAACGGAGUUAGAGCAGUAUCAACCUCGCCUAGCUAGCUAACGUUACUUCACCAUGAGCACGAAACGGGCCAAUUGUGGAGGCAUAGGAACUCAUUCACCAUCAAGUUCCAACUCAACAGGCAGUGGUGUCUGUCGCAAGCAGAACACAGGCACUACUAUGCAGUCCGGUGGCGGCUUCACCUUUGAGCCGAAGGGCGAAAGAGCUGGAUGCGAAUCCAGUGUCUCCAUCUCAUCAUUGAAAAACCGUCUCGCCCCAACCAUACGGAACACUCUCGCCGCUGCGGUGGACACACUUCUCGGUGAGAUGGUUCUCGUGUUAACCGAGACGCAGCAAGACCUGGUGUCUAAGGAGCAAGAAAACGAGAGACUUAAAGUACGACUUGAGGUGUCAGAGAGAGAGAUGAAGACGCUUCAAGAUUGUUUGUGCAGCGCCCAGAAACUCAUCGACCAACUCCAAGGUCCCUUUGGUGGGACCCCCAAUUACGGGCAACAGUUUUAUCCCACCUCUCCUCCGGGGUCUCUUAAUCCUGGACUUGACAGGUCCCGAAUGGGACAUCGGAUGCCGAACGGGCCCGAUGCUCGUUGUUAUGGUGUUGAACCAGACUACGGAGGUAACAUAGGUGAUGCUUCAAUGGGAUACGAUUCCCGGGACGACUACAAGAACUGCCAUCUGUCCAUUCAAGCGGAUGGUACCGUAACCAAUCACAUGUUUGACUCCAUGACGGUAAACUCUCAAGGAAUGUCAUCAGAACUCCACAGGCCAGAUGUUGGAGUGGAGGUGAGGAGACACCCUGAGGGGCCAGGCCUGGGCCCCCUGCCCCCAUCUGGCCACCGGCUGACGGUGAAGGAGGAGCAGGGUCAGGCCUCGGGCCCACUAUGUCGCCGGGGAGGCCGGGAGCCAGGCUCUGGAACUGGGGCACCGGGAGGGGGUGAGACGGAGCAGACCGCUCAGAGUGUUGGUGAGCUGGGCUGCAUCCACGUGGUGGAGGAGGAGGGCGGGAGUGGCGGUGGAGGCGCACGCCGCGGCUACCCGCAGACGCACCCACCUCAGCCCGGUCCUCACAACGAGGCCUCCACCAGCGCCGGCCAACGCGGCCACGCCGGGCUCAGGAGCGCCCAGAAGACGACGACGACCACGCAGACCACGCCGACCCGGGGGUCGCCCGGGACGGCGACGGGGGGGCACGGAGGGAGCACGCCGGGCCGCUCGUCUCUCGGGGAGCGAAGCGAGGACGGGAUGGGGGCCAGCGCCGCCGGGGCGAUGACGGGGACGAACGCGGACGGCGGCGACCGCCCGCACCUGUGCCUGGAGUGCGGCAAGACGUUCCGGCUCAUCUCCAGCCUGAAGAAGCACGUGCGCAUCCACACGGGCGAGAAGCCGUACCCGUGCGGCGUGUGCGGCCGGCGCUUCCGCGAGUCGGGCGCGCUCAAGACGCACCUGCGCAUCCACACGGGCGAGAAGCCGUACGCCUGCUCGGAGUGCGGCACGCGCUUCCGCCACCUGGACGGCCUGCGCAAGCACCGGCGCACGCACACCGGCGAGAAGCCGUACGUGUGCGCCAUCUGCGGCAAGCGGCUCAGCCGCCUGCAGCACCUCAAGCACCACCAGCGCAUCCACACCGGCGAGCGGCCGUGCGUCUGCCCCUGCUGCCACUGCAGCUUCAAGGACCCCGCCAGCCUCCGCAAGCACCUCCGCACCAGCCACCCGGGGGACCCCGCCGCCGCCACCGUCACCGCCACCCAGGACGGGCCGCUCGGCGGCGGGUUCAAGGAGGACCCCGAGGGGGGUGCUGCUGGUGGUGGCGGUGGAGGCGGUGGCGGGGGUGGGGGCGGUGGGGCAGGAGGGGAGGACGACCCUCUCCAGGGCUCCAUCGGCUCGUCCCCGGGGGCGGCCAUGCGGUUUGGGAUGUGGGGCGAGGAGGAGGAGCAGGAUGAGGAAGAGCAGCCGGUGGUGGACUGUGUGUGAGGAGGCAGGGUUUGGGCUCCAUAGUCCGUACGCGCAAACACACACCUGCACUGAUGUGCAGAUAUGUGUAUGUGAUGUCAAUUUUGAAUCAGUGGACAGGCACCUUGUUCCAUGUAUGUAUGUAUAUUCGUGUGUGUGUGUGUGUGUGUGUGUGAGCUUGCUUUAGUAUUUAUCCUACUUUAGCACCUUAAUGAUUGGGUCAGACUGUAAACUCUCCCAGUUAUCUCCUGGGCCUUUGUAUUAGCGGUAACUUGGGUGGUUUAUGACGGCCCACUAAGCAUAUUUCACCCUCUGGGAGUGAAAAUGUUACGUAACCAGCUUCUUAUUUUUGUUCUCAGUGAAAUGUGUUCAUGUCAUGCAAAUCAUAAUAACCAUCAUGAUGUUUUCGUCCAGCUCAAUCAUGGCUUUGUAAAAAAGAUCUCAAUACACAUUGUAAAUAUGGUUUUGUUCUCAGAUUAUCUGAGCAGGGAAAGUUUCUGUUGUGGAAAUUUGCCAAAUUUAUGGAAGAGAAAUGAGAAGGUGAUAUCUGCCAAAGUAUUUUUUAAUGUUGGCUUAAAAGCUGUGCAGUUGGGUCUCCCAACAUUGUAAGCACAAUAAAUGUUAAACAUUGAAAAUGAAUUCAUGCCUUCCUUGUCAGCAGUUCAGAGACUGUAGAUGUUUGGUUAUAAACUGGCACAAUUGUGUUAGAAUGUCAAGAGGGAUGUUCAUGCUCCUGUAAUUUAGCAAAAUUUGGACCCUCAUUUCCCACUGGCAAUUAAGGCUGUUUUCAUAUUUAGUCCAUUUUGUUGGUCCAAACUCGAGUGCAAUUAUCCCCCCCUUCCCCCCAUUUCCUACCCCCUGGUCUCCUUUCACAUGACAUUUUUUGGCUGUGAACCAAGGUCUGUAUAUGUCACCGUAAGGAAUGCACAGCUUUUAUUUACUAAUGUUGCUUGGCAACAAAACAAGGGACAAAAAAAAUGGAAAGCGUCACUUCUCUCCUUCAUUGAGAUGCUUGGAGGUACCACUUACUAUGCAUCAUAAUUUAGCAUUUUGCCUUUACUUGGUACCUUCUCAUUGAACAGUGAUAUAUUUACUGGAGGAAAAUUUAGAUCUAUCGGUGGUCAUCUGACUGCAUUUACAUGCACUUUAGUAUCCCGGUUACGAUUGGGGUUUUGAAGUAUCCCGGUUACGUAUUUGCACAUGUAAACAUCAUACUACGAUUUCGGAACCCCGGAUAAGCCCUUAUCCGGUUACGAAUAUCCCGGUUAUGCUAGGUGGUGUACUCCUAGAGAAACCAGAAUACUAUAUACUGUAUGAUCAAAAUCGGGAUAAGCCUCAUAACCGGGAUACUAAAGUGCAUGUAAAUGCAGUGACUAUUACCUCUCGGAUUUAAAUUCGCUAGAUUUCGCACCAAAUACAUACGUAGCCUAGAUCUCUGUCUGGGAUCCCUACAUCCCACUUCUUUCACCCUGAAGGAAGCGAUCCAAUAGCUGAAGUGAGCCUUUGUCUGCACCAAAAUCUGUUGUGAGAAAGCAGCCGCCUCAGCGUGUGAAUAAUUAAUGUGAGGUGUGAAUGCAUCUGCCCAGAAAUGCAUUCAUGAACAUAUGCAUUUGUGUUCAUGGUGAAGCUUUCAUUUGCGUGCGUGCGUGCGUGCGUGCGUGCGUGAGUGCGUGAGUGUGUGUAUGUGUGUGUGUCUGCAUGCAUGUUGUGAUGCAGCCACUGAGAGUAAUGUGCCUGUAAGAGUGUCCAAGAGAUCAGUGUUCCUCUCCCUGUAAAUUGCCUUAAACUCAAUCCGGUCGUCUGGUACCUGCACAUAUUAACUACAAAAAAACAUUUAUUUACUUGACAUUGAACCAUCCUUUUAGUAGCCCAAGCAACUUACCCCUGUCGCAUGGAUUACAGAUAUAAAGAAUACAGUGGAUGGAGCUUCUGUUCUACUUAUACACCUUUUCAGAUCGUAUUCAACCAGCAGAAUGCCGUUUUCACCACAUUGUUUUGUUUUCCCUGCUGUGAGCAGAUUGCUCCGUUUUGAUUGUCAUCAUAUGAAUUUGGAUCCACCUGUCGGAAAACUCUCCUGAUUGAUAUGAAGGCAUUGACCUCUUCUGCUGGGUUUCUCCUGUAUGUUACUAUCACGUGGAAGUAGUACAUCACUCUGAAUAAUCAUAAGCACCAACUUCAUUUUCAAGGGUUGACAGGGUGUUUUUAAGAUUGAAGACUGUUUCUUCAGUGGGUGAAUAUAUUGUACUAUAAUACAUACUCUUCACAAAAAUAACUGCUAUGGGUAACUUCAGCCGAAUGGAGGCAUACAUUUUUUCUAGGUGUUUUUUGGUCCUUAAUAUAGCUACACACUGUUCAUCGUAAAGUAGUGCUUUGGACUGGAGGGAGAUGUAGCAGACACAAUUAUACAGGGUAAUGUUUUAAUCCUUGGGUUAACAUUCUUUACUAAGUACUCAUUGUUAAAGCAGCCAUCAAAGAGCUUGCUUCAAGCUAUUAGCUCACUGAAUCGGAUAUGCAUGGCAUGUAAAGUGUGUGAAACUUAGGCCUUUGCUAUACUUUGAUACCAAAUGUUUGCCGUUACUAGUCAUUUCACACUGUUAGUGUUGGACAAGCUGGACUGUUUUCUUUUAUUCUGAUGCUUUCAUAAUGAUUUGUUUAAAAAGUGCAUACAUUUGAGCAGUAAAAUAUAAAAAGCCA
This is a messenger RNA of Sardina pilchardus (European sardine), 5044 nucleotides long. RefSeq names its product zinc finger protein 316. The record is from RefSeq and is a predicted model, not a curated record. The coding region runs from base 458 to 2371 and encodes 637 amino acids. The transcript has 2 exons. Gene Ontology annotation, biological process: regulation of DNA-templated transcription. NCBI's taxonomy places the organism in Eukaryota, Metazoa, Chordata, Actinopteri, Clupeiformes, Clupeidae. Gene Ontology annotation, molecular function: DNA-binding transcription factor activity, RNA polymerase II-specific; RNA polymerase II cis-regulatory region sequence-specific DNA binding.